Messenger RNA from Gigantopelta aegis, 2060 nucleotides. Its product is annotated as glycylpeptide N-tetradecanoyltransferase 2-like. Gene Ontology annotation, molecular function: glycylpeptide N-tetradecanoyltransferase activity. Gene Ontology annotation, biological process: N-terminal peptidyl-glycine N-myristoylation. The coding region runs from base 1 to 1608 and encodes 535 amino acids. Gene Ontology annotation, cellular component: cytoplasm. The record is from RefSeq and is a predicted model, not a curated record. The transcript has 13 exons. Lineage: Eukaryota; Metazoa; Mollusca; Gastropoda; Neomphalida; Peltospiridae.
AUGGCGGAUGUCGAUUCUCUGCAUGACAUGAGCUCAGAUUUAGAUCAAGAUCCUAGUGCUGUUGAAGCUGAUGCCGAGGAUGACGAAGUUUUAAAUGACAGCCAAGAUUCCAGUUUGAGAAAGAAAAGUAAGCGAAAGAAAAAACGAAAUGCGCGUGACAUCGAAAGAUCGAGCGGAGAUUCAGAUAGCCAGGCACUCACUGACGAGUACGAGAGCAAAAUGCUACUAGGAUGUCCAGGGGACCAGUCGCAGUCGGGCGUGGAUGCCGACUCGGAGAGCCAGUGGUCCAGAGAGCCGGCGAAGGAGAAGUCCAGCCCUAACAAAAUACUGGUCACUGAGAAUGCUCCUGACAAUGACAAAGUGCAGAAUAUUGCUGGUAUUCAACAGAUUCAGAAAGCAGUGGAGCUGCUUACACUGCAGCAAGGUGCUCCAAAAAGCUUGGAGGAAGCAAAGAAAAAGAAAUUUUUGUUCUGGGAAACACAGCCAGUACCGAAGUUUGAUGAGAAGAUCACUUGCAAUACGGAGAUAGAGGACGACAAAACUCCACAGGAGGUGCGACAGGAGUGCUACUCUUUGCCAGCUGGUUUCCAGUGGGACACGCUUGAUAUUGGAAACCCUCUUAUUCUAAAAGAGUUGUAUACACUUCUAAAUGAAAACUAUGUUGAGGAUGAUGACAACAUGUUUCGAUUUGACUAUUCUCCUGAAUUUCUUCAGUGGGCUCUCCAGCCACCGGGCUGGAUGAAGGACUGGCACUGUGGGGUGCGGGUCACCAAGAGCGCCAAACUGGUUGGUUUCAUCAGUGCCAUCCCGGCUCACAUCAAGAUAUAUGAUAGAUCAAAAAAGAUGGUGGAAAUUAACUUCCUUUGUGUCCAUAAAAAGCUGCGAUCAAAACGAGUUGCACCCGUUCUGAUAAAGGAAAUAACUCGAAGAGUGCACCAACACGGACUGUUCCAGGCGGUCUACACUGCAGGAGUUGUCCUCCCUAAACCAGUAACUUCUUGCAGGUACUGGCACCGAUCUCUGAAUCCAAGGAAGUUAAUUGAAGUGAAGUUUUCACACUUAAGCCGGCACAUGACUAUGCAAAGGACACUGAAGUUGUACAAACUACCUGAUGCGACCAAGGUCCCAGGCUUUAGAAUGUUAACACCUGCUGAUGUGCAUGAUGCCUACGAACUAGUAUCGAGUUAUCUCGGUACAUUUGACUUGGCCCCAAUUUUCUCAGAAGACGAAUUUAAGCAUUGGUUUGUUCCCAGGAAAGGAAUUGUAGAUAGUUUUGUAGUAGAGCAAAACGGAGUGAUUUCUGAUUUUGUGAGCUUCUACACACUUCCGUCGACUGUGGUGCAUCAUCCUCAGUACAAGACUUUGAAAGCUGCUUACUCAUUCUACAACGUGGCGGGCAAGACGACUUGGAUCGAACUCAUGCAGGAUGCACUUAUAGCUGCUAAGAACAUGCAUUUUGACGUAUUUAAUGCUCUAGACUUGAUGGACAACAAGGAAUUCUUGGAGAAACUCAAGUUCGGAAUUGGUGAUGGGAACCUGCAGUAUUAUUUGUACAACUGGAAGUGUCCUGCCAUGGACCCAAAAAGGGUUGGGCUUGUACUACAGUGAAGUGGAUUUAUUAACCGAUGUCAGAAGUGAGCACUGGAGGAGAGUUUUCCAGUCUUCAUCCUCCAAAACCUUUCCUGGGCCUCAUCCCACCAUCUUUUUGAUGAGUGAACAGAGAGAGAACAAAACAUCUCUUGAUAUGUCAUAUAAAGUGUUUGUGGAUAAGUCAGGGGAUCAUCUUUGACUUCUAAUGCAAUAUGCAAAAGUUAUAGGUUCAUACUGUCUGUGGGAUUCAUACUCUGUGCAUUUCAACUGAACUUGUUAAAUAUAGGACAAGCAACUUCAACUUGUGUGAGAGAGGAAAGUAUUUGUUGAAAGUUCAUUAAUAUUUGCGUAUAUAUGUACAUGGGUGUGACAAGACAAACAUGUAAGAUUUUGCGGGUUUUUUCUAAGCCAUUUCACAUCGCCGAUACCUUUUUUUAAAAGUAUAAUGUGAAGUAAUUGUUCUCUGCUAA